CCUAUCAGCGGGGCGGUAGUUGUAGGUUCGCCGAUAAUAAAAGAGGGGGAGGGGGCAAGCGAGGCUCCUCUCUCCCCUCUCCCGAGAGCCGUUACCCUCCGCGCCAGCGAACGGCGAGCCAAAACCGAAAGCCAACCCUUAUCUGAAAAAAUAUUGGAUAGAAUGGAGUUUUAGGGGGAGGAGAGUAGUGCAAGAAACAAGAAAGUAUUUGAGGUUCUGUGACUGUGAGCUAUGGCGGAUCCGGAGGCGGUGAUGGAGCCGGAGGAGCAGGUGGACAUCGAGGGCGACAACGACAUCGAGUACAUGAUGGACGACGAUGAUGCCGUGGAAGACUACGGCGACCGGAAGUUCAGGCCGGAGUCCCCGGUUGAGGGAGAGGAGCGCGAGCAUCGGUCGGACAGUGAGGGGCAGGAGAAGGCUUCGCCAUCCGAUGGGGCUGACAGUGCUGCUUCUGAACCGAUGAAACAAGGGGAGGAACAAGAGGAGAGGCCGGGAGUCGGGUCUAGAGACACGGCUGACUGCCAGAAGUGGGCUGAGCUGCUUGCACUGCCGCCUCAUGGGUCGGAGGUUUUCAUUGGUGGAUUGCUGCGAGAUGCUACGGAGGAGAACCUGAGAGAUCUGUGCGAGGCCUUUGGGGAGAUUCAUGAUGUGAGACUGGUGAAGGACAAGGAUACGAGAGAAAGCAAGGGUUUUGCUUUCAUUACAUUCACAAACAAGGAUGCUGCUCAGAAGGCAAUUGAGGAGCUCCAUGACAAGGAAUUCAAAGGGAGAACCUUGAGAUGUUCUUUGUCGCAAGCAAAGCACCGUUUGUUCAUCGGGAAUGUCCCAAAGAGCUUGUCAGAGGAAGAGUUGAGGAAAAUCCUUGAGGAAAGUGGUCCUGGGGUUCAGAAUAUUGAAAUGUUCAAGGAUCCACAGAACCCGAGCCGUAACCGUGGUUUUCUCUUUGUUGAGUACUACAACCAUGCCUGUGCUGAUUAUGCAAGGCAGAAGAUGUCGAGUCCGAACUUUAAAAUGGAUGGAAGCAACCCAACUGUCAGCUGGGCCGACCCGAAAAAUUCGGCCGACUCUUCUGCUGCUGCUCAGGGAACGAGGGAUGUGAAUGCAUAUAAUCAUGCAAGGACCCUCAAUUUUGCUAUCCUGUCAUGCCUCCCUUGCAACCAUGCCAUGGAAAAAUGUAUAUGCAAUAUCAAUAACUUGACUAUAGAAGUGAAGGCUUUAUAUGUGAAGAAUUUACCGGAGGAUGUUACGCCAGAAAAGUUAAGGGAACUUUUUGAACGCCAUGGAGAGGUCACAAAAGUUGUUCUGCCUCCUGCUAAAGCUGGGCAGAAGCGAGAUUUUGGAUUCAUCCAUUUUGCUGAGAGAUCUAGUGCGUUGAAGGCAGUUAAAGGAACAGAAAAAUAUGAAAUCGAUGGGCAUGUUGUGGAUGUCGCCCUUGCGAAACCUCAGGUUGACAAGAAGUCUGAUUAUGCUUCAAAUUCAAAUUCACUCAAACCAGGGCUUCUUCCAAGUUUCCCUCCAUAUCCAGCUUAUGGUUACACUGGGGACCCAUAUGGGGCCUACGGGGGUGGGUAUGGUGCAGCAGGAUUCGGCCAGCCAGUGAUAUAUGGUAGAGGACCCAUGCCAGCUGGGAUGAGAAUGGUGCCGAUGGUACUUCCUGAUGGUCGACUUGGUUAUGUUCUACAGCAGCCUGGUCCACAAGCUGCACCGCCACCUUCUCGGAGGAGUGAUCGCAGUGGUGGCUCAGUUGAGGGCGGAGGAAGGGGCAGUGAUGGGAACCGUGGCCGCCGAUAUCGCCCUUACUAAUCCGGUGUUAAGCUUGCAACAUCCAUUGAAGAUGUCUUCACCAGCCAUCCAUCCUUUUUGGCCAUUUAUGCAAACAGACCAAAGUUUUACAGGUGUAGACAUGGAUCAUCAUCAGGCUUCCAUACCAAACUUCUGAUCAAUACAAGCACAAGAUUGUUGUACCUGUUCCUUCUUCUGAGAUUAGCUUGUUUGCGUUUGCAUAAACUAAGGGAUGACAUGUCCUUUGAACGGCAGAGCAACAAACUGCGGAUCCAUUUAUUUAAUUUGCUUAAUCUUACUAUGGGUGAGCCUUGCUACUCAUGUAAUGAUCUUUGGAUCUGUUUCUUUAAUUUCCUUAACCUUAAUUUAGAUGA
Messenger RNA from Phoenix dactylifera (date palm), 2156 nucleotides. The record is from RefSeq and is a predicted model, not a curated record. Lineage: Eukaryota; Viridiplantae; Streptophyta; Magnoliopsida; Arecales; Arecaceae.